GCCCUCAUUGUCGGCACAAACACGUUCGAAAAGUUGUUUGCCAAUUGUACUUAAGCGGAUUUUGUCCUAAAGGAUUAGAGUGUCCUAACGGACAUCCAAAAUAUGAAUUACCAACUGCUCAGAGAGAACACGAUGGUCAUGAGGAAGAUGGUCUCCACAGAAAUCUUAGUGAGAGUGAUGAGCGUACAGGAUCUCAUCAUAAUACCUUCCGUUCACUGGCAGAAGUUACAUGUUUUAAG
This is a messenger RNA of Racocetra persica, 239 nucleotides long. The record is from the annotation of a GenBank genome assembly. Lineage: Eukaryota; Fungi; Glomeromycota; Glomeromycetes; Diversisporales; Gigasporaceae.